Molecule: messenger RNA, 3618 nt
Organism: Coregonus clupeaformis (lake whitefish)
Lineage: Eukaryota; Metazoa; Chordata; Actinopteri; Salmoniformes; Salmonidae
Product: Y+L amino acid transporter 2
Exons: 9
Coding region: 17-1492 (491 amino acids)
Biological process (GO): amino acid transmembrane transport
Cellular component (GO): membrane
Molecular function (GO): L-amino acid transmembrane transporter activity; basic amino acid transmembrane transporter activity
Source: RefSeq, a predicted model, not a curated record
UCUCCGAACCAUCACCAUGGGGGCUGAGAAAGAUGCAGACACCGUUUCAACUGGCUCCAUGCGUCUGAAGCAGGAGAUCUCCCUGCUCCAAGGGGUCUGCCUCAUCGUGGGCAACAUGAUCGGCUCGGGCAUAUUCGUCUCCCCCAAAGGGGUGCUCUUCUACACAGGCUCCUUCGGCCUGUCUCUGGUGGUGUGGGCCAUAGGCGGGGUCUUCUCCGUGUUUGGGGCCCUGUGCUAUGCCGAGCUGGGAACCACCAUCCGCAAGUCUGGGGCCAGCUAUGCCUACAUACUGGAGUCCUUUGGUGGCUUCCUGGCUUUCAUUAGGCUGUGGACGUCCCUGAUGAUCGUGGAGCCAGCCUGCCAGGCUGUCAUAGCCCUCACCUUCUCAAACUACCUGGUGCAGCCCUUCUACCCCACGUGCUCAGCCCCCUACGAUGCUGUGAGACUCAUAGCAGCAGCCAUCAUUGGUCUCCUGACGUGUGUGAACUGUAUGAAGGUGAAGUGGGGGGCCAUUCUCCAAGUGGUCUCUACAGUAGCUAAGGUCCUGGCCCUCAUCGUCAUCAUCAUCGCUGGGAUGAUUAAGCUGGGACAAGGCCAGACGCAGAACUUUGAAGAUUCGUUUAAGGGUUCUAAAGUGAACCCUGGGGAUAUGGCCCUGGCUCUGUAUGCUGCGCUGUACUCCUACUCCGGCUGGGACACACUCAACUUCAUCACCGAGGAAAUCAAGAACCCGGAGAGGAACCUCCCGUUGGCCAUAGGGAUCUCCAUGCCCAUCGUCACAGUGAUCUACAUCCUGACUAACAUUGCUUACUACACCGUUAUGGAUGCUGGAACUGUGCUGGCCAGUGAUGCUGUGGCUGUGACGUUUGCUGAUUUGGUGCUGGGCUGGGCUCGGUGGCUGAUCCCCUUGUCAGUGGCCAUCUCUUGUUAUGGAGGACUCAACUCCUCCAUCAUCGCUGCCUCCAGGCUGUUCUUCGUAGGCUCCAGGGAGGGCCAUUUACCCAACGUCCUCUGCAUGAUCCACGUCAAGCGCUACACCCCCAUCCCAGCCCUGCUCUUCAACGGUGGCAUGUCUUUGAUCUACCUGUGUGUGAAGGAUGUAUUCCAGCUCAUCAACUACUUCAGCUUCAACUACUGGCUGUUCAUCGGCCUCUCCAUCGCCAGCCAGAUAUACCUCCGGUUCAAGGCUCCCAACAUGCCCCGGCCCGUCAAGCUCUCUCUGUUUUUCCCUAUAGUGUACUGCCUAUGCAGUGUGUUCCUGGUGGUAGUACCUCUCUACAGUGACACCAUCAACUCUCUGGUGGGUAUCGGCGUGGCUCUGUCUGGAGCUCCAGUGUACUACAUCUGUAUCCACCUGCCCCCCUCCUCCAGACCUGCUUUCCUGGGCAGGAUGCUCGAUGUGAUCUCCCUAAAAACCCAGAAGCUGUGUCUGUGCUGUGUGGCCUCACCUGACCUAGACCUGGACAACAUCCCUGAUGAAAAGCUGGAGUAAGGGAUGAAAGGUUAGGAGGGAGACUGAGCCAAAGGUGGAAACAGACGGACCACAAUCACAGCUACACUCCUUCUGCGCCAAUACACCUUAUUGAUGAACCAUUUUUAUAUUUUUUUCACCAGGACUUAUAAAUAAUCAUAUGUGACUUGCUUGUCCUAUAGUACUGUACAGUGAGUGUGUGUGUUCAGUGUUAAGGCUGAGGAAAGCCACGUUCUAGUGCCGGUGAACUCUGACAACCACAUGAUGCAGCACAAUGUAGUUCACUCCUACUGGUUACACCUAUGGAGAUGAUCAACCAUGGGAGUUGAACCAUUUAACAACGCAAGAAAUUCAAAUAGAGAUUUGAGCAGGACCUACUGACCAUUUAGGAGGAGUAGGUUUUCAUAAGCAGGACCUACUGAACAAAGCUAGUGGAGAUUUAAUUAUUAUUAUUUUUUAUAUUAAAUGAGUUAGAUAUUUAAAGUAAUGUUUUUAAAAAGUUGGAGGGGUUAGUCAAAGAUGCCCGUUCUGGCGCUACUUGUCUUGCCUUAAGCCAGGUGUGGUCUGUGUGUUUGCACAAACAAACUGCCUAUCAAUGACCUGUCUUUGACCGUUUAAGGUCACUAUACGAGGGUCACUGAAGAUUCCUCCAUCAACUUAGUAACCGUGUCAAGUGACAUCGACAUAUGUACUGUAUGGAAACUGCCAUGGAUUGAGCCGUUAUGGCGUCGAGGUAAUGUUUAUUGGUGAAGCUGACAUACAGUGAAUUAGAAGAACAAAGUGGUGCAUAUUCGGUUCUGUGAAGUGCUGUCCUUUUUUUGUGUUCUUUAUUUCUCUACCAAACCAAGCAAAGAUAUUGUCGUUAUUUCUCACCAAUUUAAUCUGUCAGACGAUAGUAAUUUAGUUACUGUUGCCGAUAGCCCAAUUUGGGCCUCACAUGGAUGCUAUCAUUCUAUUGGCCUUGCAUACCAUGGCACACACAGGAUAUGUUACAAUAUCACCAGUUACUGACAUUGUUACCAUGGUCGCCCUAUUGAUGUCCAGAAAGGAACAUGUAGGCCUAUAGAUUACAUUGACUUUUAGCCUUUGUUACACCAAGAUGGCUCUCUAAGACAGCAUUGAAGUGCUUGAUAUUAAGAUAAGUUACCUUUCACUGACAUAUUUCAUUUAAAACCAGAAGCCUAUCUGAAGAACCAAAACGACAGUUGCUGACGUAGAAAUGGGGAAAAUGUAGAAAGGAUAUGUUUCCAAUGAUAUACAAAGGACUGGUCUCAAUGUUUUCUUUAUUUUGUUUAAAGAAAUAUACCCAUUUUCUAAUGCAAUUAGAUGGUGAUCCUAUUCAUGAAAUCUCUACAGUGCGAUAAAAACAACAACACAGUUACAUAUGGGGUAAAAAAACAUAAAGUCAAAAAAUGUAAAGUCAAAUCGAUUGUCCUACAACAUGAAUUUAGUAGGAUCCAAUGCCAUAAAUAUGCACAUUCAUGCAAUUUCGAUGAACAUAUGAUGCAGUUUGCAGGAUUAGAGGAAUGCAACAUCUCCUUUACAGUGCAAUUCAUUGAGACGCCAGAUCAAAUAUUACAGCUACUGGCUGAGCCGUAUUUGAUUUCUAUGCACCAUCUAGUGGUAGUUUUAUAAACUUCAGGUUGUUGAAAGCAAGUCAGUCAAUGUUGUGGAUCACUGCGCACUCGGCACUUGCAUCCAAAGGUUUUUGUUCUGAAUGCGCUGUCUCUUAUUGGUGUAUGUAUGUUGUCAAUGGAAAUUUGCUUUAAAGCAGCAAUCAGUAGUUGAAACUAUAACAAUGGGUACUCCCCACCCCUGUUUUGCUGAGGGAUGGGGAUGGAGAAAUGUAACCACUCAAAUUCAUAGACAGAGCUAUGGAUGCAAGGACUGACCAUCCAUGAUAUCAAAAUGAUAUAGUUUUAACCAUUUUGAGGCUGUUGGUUUACAUUUACUUUGUUUGCAAACAGAAAAUAUAAGAUCGUUUUACUGGGUUCUGAUGGUGAACGUCAGUUGAACUAUGCUCAUAAGGCAUAUUUAUAACUUAUAUUCUUCAAGACUCAAUGGGUACAUAUGAUUCAUUUAUAAGGCCAAAAAUGAAUGUAGCAACUGCAUAUUGACCCAUUUUAAUAAAAUAUUAUCUCACUCCA